GGUAUAAAAAAAAUGCCGCGAAAUGAUGCUUAGUUCUGCAUCACAAAAAGAAUCUUACAAGUGGUAAACAUAUGGGAGUAAUGCAGUUAACAGAGGCAUCAAGGGUAGAGUGUAGUGGGAAAGUCAAGUAUUCCGGGAUUGAUACAGGAAAUGUAUCGUGGAAAAAUGGAACUCUUAUUAUCCAGCUUCAUAAUGGACGAUGGAGCAUGAACUUAGAGUAUGAUGUCAGUCCAGGCAAUUCACACAAAUGUAUAGCUCUUUCUCCUGGUGUCAUCAAGAAGUUAAUUUGUAAGGCUCAGCUCGUUAUUGAGUUACAGACUGGUAGUUCCUCCAUGAAUUUUCAUUUGAAGCCGCACGGUCCUAAAGAUGAGCAGGAUAUGAAACGAGUUUAUGAAAAAUUACUAAACAUUCAGAAAUUAAAGGAUGAACCAGGUUUAGCCAAAGCAGAAGUAAAGAUGACACCAACCAAACAAGUCAUUAGUAAUUACCAUACAGAUCAUCACAUAUCACCUGAUACAUUCACAAGGUACAGUGUGAAACCAAAAGACAGAAAAAGAUCGUUAGACAAUGAUAGUGAUGAAGAGGGAAAAGAAAAUAGAACAAGAAAUGGCAAUGAGAAGUUUUUAGAAAGGGCAGCUGAAAAGUCAAGGUUGUGGCGGUCAUCAGAAACCACUCCAAUAAAAUUUUAUGGUCAAAGUUCAACUCAAACAACUUAUGGUACCCCAUAUAGCAGUGGUAGAAGACCUGGAUUGAUGCCAGAUCCAACUCCAUCAAAGAUACCAAGACUUGGUAAUGUUAACUACAGCUGGAUGAAACCAAAGUUAACAGCCCCGUCAGAUACCUGUCAACAACAACCAAACUUUCAUGGGUUCUCUAACCUUGGUAAUACUUGUUAUAUGAAUGCUAUACUCCAAUCCCUUGUCAAUCUUGAUACCUUCACCACAGAUCUACUGUAUGGAAACAAAAGAAUUCUUAGGACGUUGGAAUCUUCUUCAUUGUAUAAGUGUAUGGUCCUCGUCUUCAAUUCUAGAUUGAAGAAUGUUACUGAUAUCAAUAAAAGAGAAUAUCUUAGGAAUUUGAAACAGGCCAUUUCAUCAUCAGCUAAAAGGUUUUCUGGAUAUCAACAACAUGAUGCUCAUGAAUUUCUUGGUCAGUUGUUAGAUCAGUUAAAAGAGGAAGUGACCAAGAUAUCCAAGUCAACACCAAGUCCACAUCGAGAUAAUGAGGAAACAGAAAGGACACCUCAUGAAUGUAUUAAUCCUACUGUACAGAACUUUGAAUUUGAAGUACUACAUGGCAUCAAAUGUGAAAACUGUGGAGAGGAAGUGACUAAGGAAGAACAGUUUAAUGAUCUCUCUGUAGACAUGCCUAGAACUAGAGAUUCAACCAAUCCUAGAUCUUUACAGGAUGCCCUAGAAUUGUCUUUACGGAAAGAAAAUAUAGAAUAUACUUGUGAAAAAUGUAAUUGUAACAAAGCUGCUGUCUCUCAUAAAUUUACCAAAUUACCAAGAGUUUUAGUUUUACAUCUAAAGCGAUACAGUUAUAAUAUGAUGAUGUCUCGCCAAGCGAAGGCAGGACAGAAUAUAACCAUUCCACGAUAUCUCACCCUACAAUCUCAUUGUGAAGAGGAGACACGCCCACCUUACCCAACCAUCCCUCCACCAGAACCUAAAAGUCUUACUGUGCCAGACAGUCCACUCAGGGAAAAGAAUGAAAACACACCUAGAAGAAAACUGGACGUAAUGAACCCUUCAGCAAACCCUUCAAAUUUCAGAUUUAAAAAGAGUAGAGCAUUACCAGAUUUUAAUAAUGAUGACGACCCCAGCAAAGCUUCUACACAACAAACCAGCACACCAUAUAAAAAACUCAAAGAGGAACCAGAAAUUAUAACAGACAGAAAACUGACACUAGAUGAUGAUUUUGAUGACCCUGAACUAGCCAAAGCUUUAGAACUGAGUCUAAAAGAAGCUAAUGAUAGGAACCAGGGCUUUCUUGAUGAAGUAGAUGGAAUGGCAGAAGAUGGAGAUCUUAAAAAAGUAUUGGAAAUGAGCAGAAAUGAUCCAGAAAGCACCGUCACUGACCAUGAUUAUGACAAACAAUUGGGAUCCAUGACAGAAGAGGAACAAAUAGAAUUGGCUAUGAAGAGAAGUAUGAUGGAAUUUGAAAUGAUGCAUGAUUCCUAUACGCCAGAGGAUAUACGAAAGGAAUGUAGCUCUGAAAUGAUGCAAGAUUCAUAUGAAUCCCAAGACAUCCGAAAGAAGUAUAGGUCAGCAGUGGCUGAAGAACUUUUUAGGGACGAUGAUGUUAGAAUGAAUGGUGUAGAGGAUAAUAGCGUUACCUCAAAGUAUUUUAGAACAGCACAUAGAAAUAAUAUAGAAGAUACUAAAAUGCCGGAAAGUAGUUCAGGGAUAAAAUUGGAGAACGGUUGCUCGCCUCUAAAGUCAUGUGAAAAUAAAUCUACUUAUGAAUUAACAGAAAAUUCUUAUUUCCAUUCGAAUUCAUCAGACGUGAAACUUUCUCAAGGCAAACAGAUCUCACAAAACUUUAAUUCAAAUUUGUCAGAUAGUACAAUUGGUGAGGAAAAAAUCCAAUGUAAUGGAGUAAUGUUUGAUGCCGAUAUAAAAUCAGAGGAUGAGGCCAGUAAUGAAAAUGAAGUCAUGCUUAUUUCUGAUAACACAGACAGCGAGACUGAUAAAUGCUCAAAAAUCAAGUCCAAAAAUUGUACGCAAUCAAACUCUAAUUUAAAUGUUUCCGAUCAGUGCAUGGAGAUUAGUGAUAGUGAUUCUGACAAACAAAAUACGAAUAAUUCAAACUCUCAGGAUGAAAGUCGGUUGACCAACAUGGAAUCAAAACCAAAAUUAUCAAAGGAUAUAGAAAAUAUUUUAAUGGUAGAUGAAAUGACGUCGUCAGACAUAAGACCUUUGAAGAAUGUUGAUCGUCCACAGCUUGGGAAAGGUAUAUCACAGGAGGGCACAGAUAUUGUAGACCUGUUCUGUAAAGAAGAGGAUGAUUUUCUAAUGGAACAAUGGGAUAAAGAGAACUACAAUCCUGAUGGCAGCUUAAUGAAAGAAUUGGAGGAAAUUUUACCUAGAAUUGAUAAUGAGAAAGGAGAACUACCAUAUUCAUAUCGCCUAGUCAGUGUUGUUAAUCAUAUUGGUAGCAGCUCUGUUGUUGGUCAUUACGUCAGCGAUGUGUAUGAUAUUAAGAAGGCCAGUUGGUUUAGCUGUGAUGAUUCACAUGUAUCAAGAACAACAGAAACUGAUGUCAGAACCAAACGUGAGAGAAGUGGAUACAUAUUCUUCUAUCUGAACAAGGAUAUAUUUGAUGACUUGAAGGACCAUUAUGCUGUCCUUGCUAACAAGAAGAAAUGAUGUACUUUGUGAUUAGUUUUCUUUUAGGGCUAUUCCAUUAAAAUGUAUGUGGGAGGGUAGGAAGGGAAGUUUGAUUAUUGAAUGUGGGUCAUGGGUCGUUUUUCAGUAUGCAUCUAUUACCAUUAUACAAAAUUAUCUAAAAAAUGGUUCUUGGUUGUAGGGAUAUUUUGAAAGUCCCUUCCUACCCUCCCACAUACAUUUUAAUGGAAUAGCCCUUAGACAUAUAAGAUACAGAGAACAAAUAUGAACAUUGAAAAAUAGAGUUGACUAAAUUAAGUGAUGGUUAAUUACAACGUGUACAAAGGUCAAGGAAAUGCUAUUCGAACAAAUUAAUUAUGUCAUCCCCCAACAUGUGUUGGGAAAAUAAUGUUUUUGUCCUGUCUGUUACAAAAUUGUGUCUGUGCAAAAACUAUAUAGCUAUCUACAGUUUAUAAAGGAAUAGAAUCAAGCACAACGGAUUUUUUUACACUGUGUGUCAUGUCUGGUUCAUAUAUAUAUAUUUCAAUGUUAUUGAUUUUUUGGGUUUCCUGUAGUAGCACAUGAACUUAAAAUAAUAACAUAUGAGGUGGUUUAUUAAUGUAAAAAAUCCUUCAGUUUACAUAAGAACCACACUUGACAGAAUUAUUUCAAACUUCAUGUAGCUGUGCACCUCUUUACUUAUGUUUGGAGUUUCCUGUAGCAAUAUGAGGACACCAUUUCUUCAAAUCUAAACAUUUGUCAGCCUAGUAUCUCCUACAGUUUUACGUAGGUUCUAAACUUUAACCUGCCACCUUUAUUUUUAAUCAGAUUAUAUUUUUUUAGUUUUAUACUUUAAAAUGUAUACUGUUCAUUUUUCUUUUUUCAACACAACAUAUUCUACAGUUUGCAUAAGAGAAUUUAAUUAAACAGGACAAAAUUGCUUUAAAUUUACUUUUUAAGAAUGAACAAUUAUUGGAUUACAAUUUCAGUAAAUGCUGCAUACAAAUGUUGCAAACAAAAUUUAAAAUGCAAGUUUUUAUUUUUACAAUACAUGUUCCUUUUCAGUAGCAAUUUUGCAAUAAUAAAGACAUUGCAAAUUCGAGAGUUUACAUAACCACAAGAAAUGCACGUGUUAGUCAAUUGUUUUUUUUUUUAAGGUGGGGGGGGGGGGAAUGAAGUGAACAAAUAUAUGAUAAUCAAUGGUCGGCUACUUAUGUGAGGGUCUGGAUAGGGUUUACAGAAUAUAAAAUAAUGAGCACUCAAAAAAAAAGGGGGGAGUAAAAAUAAAGAAAUAGAGAAUAAAGUGCAUGGAGAGCCAAAAUAUAAUGAAUAGAGAAUGGGCCAAAAAAACAAGAAAUUGACCCCAAAAAUUUAAGAAUACAGAAAUGGAAGACACCCAUCCAGACCCUCUUACAUUUAUUGUGUUUUGUUAUUAAAAUGUUAUGUUUUAUUUAGAAUGAAAUUAAGCAUUCAAAUUUUAUAUGACAAAUAUUGGUAAAUUUUUAAGUCAAAGACUUGUGUAAAUUUACAAUUUAUCAUGUAUAAAUAAAUGUACAAUAGAAAAUCAAAAAGUACUUUAUUAACUUCAUGAAUUUUCAAGCAAUUGUUGUUGAUUUUAAAAUAAAUAAGUUUUUUUACUUAAAACUCUUUUAAGGUUUCUCACUUUAACUGGAAAAAGCCUGAAGUUUUAUGUCUGUUGUUCUAGGCACAAAACUAUAGGGCUUUUGAAAUUCAUGGAAUCACAAAAAUCCUGUGAUAACUCUGAAAUUUCAUUCAUUCAUUCGGUGUGGUUGAAAUUCCAGUUAUUUCCCUUGUGUAAUUAUAAGUAUAGACUAACUUGAUACUGGCACUUUAAGUCAGAAAUUCAGUGUUUAAAUAUGAUUAAAAUGAAAUUUUGAAAUUAUAGGUCAGUAUAUUUCUCUAUUCUACAUGUACAUGUAGAAUUUACUAUAGCAUGGUAUGUUUUUGGAGGUCAACUGAACUUCUAAAUGUUAACUGUCUAAAAUGUGUUUCAUAGUCAAUUAUUUAGUUUCUAUUCUAUGCAUUAAAUUCAUUUCUACGUAAAAUUUGUUAAGUAUAUUUUUACCUAUUUAUGAUUUGUUUUGAUUAUUGUUAAUAUAAAUAUUUAAAAUGCAUUCAUGUAUACAUAUGUUUUGAUUAUUGUUAAUAUAGAGAUUUAAAUGCAUUUUAUAUGUUUCUCAGUGGUAUUAAAACAAAAUGUUUAUAUUGACA
Mytilus californianus (California mussel) is the source of this 5561-nucleotide messenger RNA. RefSeq names its product ubiquitin carboxyl-terminal hydrolase 37-like. Bases 72 to 3371 code for a protein of 1099 amino acids. The transcript is spliced from 22 exons. NCBI's taxonomy places the organism in Eukaryota, Metazoa, Mollusca, Bivalvia, Mytilida, Mytilidae. The record is from RefSeq and is a predicted model, not a curated record. Gene Ontology annotation, biological process: protein deubiquitination. Gene Ontology annotation, molecular function: cysteine-type deubiquitinase activity.